This is a messenger RNA of Lactuca virosa, 228 nucleotides long. NCBI's taxonomy places the organism in Eukaryota, Viridiplantae, Streptophyta, Magnoliopsida, Asterales, Asteraceae. The record is from the annotation of a GenBank genome assembly.
AUGGCUCCAAUUACCAAAACCACUCUUUUAAUUUCACUCCUAGUACUUCUUUACACAUGCUCAGCAAAUGGCAUCCGUGAUGUUGUCUUCUCUAACGGUGUCAUGAACCCACUCGGGCGGAAGCUUGCACUGGUUGAUGCGAUGGUAGACGAUUACAACGAUCCAGGUGCCAAUCCCAAGCAUGAUCCACGGAAGGGCGGUGGACAUGGCCCACCGGCUAGCACAUGA